Molecule: messenger RNA, 10695 nt
Organism: Bombus terrestris (buff-tailed bumblebee)
Lineage: Eukaryota; Metazoa; Arthropoda; Insecta; Hymenoptera; Apidae
Gene: Ddr
Product: discoidin domain-containing receptor 2
Exons: 20
Coding region: 1037-3889 (950 amino acids)
Biological process (GO): cell surface receptor protein tyrosine kinase signaling pathway; multicellular organism development; positive regulation of kinase activity
Cellular component (GO): signaling receptor complex
Molecular function (GO): ATP binding; protein tyrosine kinase collagen receptor activity; collagen binding
Source: RefSeq, a predicted model, not a curated record
GCUCAGUCGCACUCGAACCGCGCAUCGGUGAGGGUGCUGUGUCGCCCUCUCUCGGCACCUUCUCCUUUCGGUGUAUGCGUGUGUGCGUACUUACGGGAGCGGUUGCCACGCGAGUCGUACCACGUUGUCCUCUACGUUCUUUUUUCUCGUUUCGAUUCGCGCUCGACUGGGACAGUCAAUUACGGAGAAUUAUUAAAUAACCGAACUUUCAAGGUGAAAACAAUACGAAAUCCUAUACAUCAGGCGAUACGUAUCUUAACGGUUUUUUGUGUUCCUUGUUUACCUUCGACAGUCGGUAAGAGAGUAAGAUAACUCGUAAAUGUGCAACAGAAUAGCAUUCGAAUUUUGUAUAUUGGCAUUAUUGUUUAACGUCGUUAGUGUUAUCGUUUGAAAUUUUUAUGCCGACCGUUUGUAAAUUUUGAUCGUACAUUGUAUUGGUAUGUUCUCUGAUUUUACGCGUAGCGUGGUUUAGAAUGGAAAAUUUAAAGUAGUUUAACAAAUGUAAUUGACAAUUUCAUUUUAAAUUGGACGGAUGGUCGAGUGCAAUCAUAUAUGAGAUGUCAACAACUUUAACGACAUAAACUGUCAACAUACUCACCGUGCGCUCCAUCUUGAAAUCGGUCGGCGCGAGGACACAGUGAAUAGUCGGUGCGCGCGUGUUUGUCGUCGUCGUGCAGUUCGUACUCACGGGAGUAUGGGGAGUGCGGGAGAUAGAUCGUCUUCGGCGUAAUCUGGCGUUGACGUGACCUAGCCUAACGUAACUUUUGUUUGGGACAUCGGUCGCCACCAUUCCAUCAUCUAUCCCACUGUUUCACCCAUUCGGUGGUCUCGUGUGUGUGCCUAUCUUUUCUGGAGUUGAAUACGACUACUUCGAGCUACAGUGGGACUGACCUCACACGUUUUUCUGGCUUUCCAAUCGCAGACGAAGAUGCAGUGAAACGUAGGACGCGCCGAGACACAUCCCCACGAUCGGUUAUCGGCGGGAACACUCACCACCUUUCGGCCAUCACGAUGCCAGGAACGUGCUCGAUGACCGAUGCGGUCAGACUCGUCGACAGUUAGUGAUGAGGAGGAGCAGGUUGUCGGCUCGCCGAUGGCUCAGGUCACCAGCAAUAUGCCAGUUCUCGAACCCAAGCGGGAUCUGGGUCCUUCACGAGGACUUCUGAUCGGCGUUUUCCUCCUGCUGUCCCUGCCACGGUGUCGCUGCUUCGACUUGGGACAAUGUACCGCGGCACUGGGCAUGGAGAAUGGCGAAAUCCCCGAUGAAGAUAUAUCGGCCAGUUCUAUGUACGAUCCCAGUCUUGGCCCGAAACAUGCCAGGCUGAGACAAGACAAGGGCGGCGGGGCCUGGUGCCCGAAAAAUAUGGUCACGAAGGAGGGCAAGGAGUACCUCGAGGUGAAUCUGCACAGUCCGCGUAUACUGACGUCCACCAGGACCCAGGGCAGGUUCGGGAAUGGCCACGGGGUCGAGUACACCGAAGAGUACUUCGUCGAAUAUUGGCGACCAGGGUUCAACAAGUGGGUGCGAUGGAGAAAUCGACGUGGCAUGGAGCUUCUAGCUGGUAACAAUAAUCCGUACUCGGAGAAGGAACAGGUCUUCGACCCUGCGAUCGUUGCAACGAAAGUCCGUUUCAUUCCUUAUACCUCUCACAUGCGGAUGGUAUGCAUACGAGUGGAGCUUUAUGGUUGUCCGUGGACCGACGGCUUGGUGUCGUAUUCCAUGCCCCAAGGAAUUAAGAGAGGAUCGGAGGUUGACCUUUCCGACAGGACGUACGACGGCAGGGAAGAAGGAGGUUACCUCUCCGGGGGACUUGGUCAACUUGUCGACGGGCAAAAGGGUCCUGACAACUUCAGAUUGGACGUCAGUGGUAACGGGAAAGGAUACGAAUGGGUAGGCUGGAGAAACGACACACCAAGUAUGCUCGGUCGUCCCGUUGAAAUAACCUUCGAAUUCGACUAUUCGAGGAAUUUCACUGCCAUACACUUGCACAUGAACAAUUACUUCACCAAAGACGUGCAGGUCUUUUCCUACGCGAAGGUUUAUCUUGGCACCGGUGGAAACCAGUUCAACGGCGAACCCGUCCAUUUCUCGUAUAUACCGGACCUGGUGUUGGAGCAGGCACGUGAUGUUACCAUAAAGCUUCACUCGCGCGCUGGCCGUUUUCUGAAGCUACAGCUGUAUUUCGCGGCGCGCUGGAUCAUGCUCAGCGAAGUAAUCUUCGAAUCAGUAAUCUCCGAAUGGAACAACACCGACGAUGAAGAGCCGAGGAACAAGAGUGCCAUUGUAUUGGCGACCGGCAGUCCCUAUCAGAAUAACGAGGGUCCACUGCAAAGAGACGAAGUAAAGGCCACUUUUAAUAAGGAGGAAAACAACGAUAAUGCCCUUCCAGACAAAAGCAAGGAACCAGAAUCGAAGCAGUUCGUCGGUCUCGUUAUUGGUAUUUUGACCACAGUGAUCGUAAUGCUCCUGGCGGCCAUUAUGUUCAUUUUUUAUAGAAAUCGAAGGUUGAAAGCUGCCCUCGCACCUUCGACGUUCUACGACCAACACGGCGACUUGAAGGUCUCCGUGCAGGAGGAGGGUGAGGACAAGGGACCAAUUUGCCCUCCGCUUCCGGCGCAGUACCACCCGGCCGCCUGCACCAUGACGACACCGCAACUACACAAAACUAUCACGGAUUACAGCGGGAUCACGGAGGUGCAGCCGGUUAUUCCGCUGUUGCUGAGCACGGCGAUCAAUCUUGCCAGGCCAAUUCCGCCGGUUCAAGAAUAUCCAUCUAAUCCGCCGCCCAUACCGCCACCACCGGAAAAGUAUUACGCCAGCACGGAGAUCUGUAAGAAUUCCCUGCCACCGUUACCGCCGUCUCCGACACCGAGCACGCCGCCGCCAAUGAGCGCGAAAGCCUCCAGUAGCAUGACAAGCUACAGUCCCGAGGAUAUGCUUACGGAGGAGGAAGACGAGGUGCCCGAGUGCAUCUUAGACUUCCCCCGGGAGAAACUCAACAUCGUUGAAAACCUCGGCUGCGGAUACUUCGGCGACGUUCACAUUUGCGAGGUCGACAGGUUUCCUGGAUACGACGAAGUUUUCCGGAACACUAGCAGCGACCUGGUGAUCGUUAAGUCCCUGAGACCUGGUUCCUUGGAUGCGCUUAGGAUAGAAUUUCAACAGGAAGCAAAAAGACUGGCACGGCUGGCCGAUCGGAAUGUCGCGCGGCUACUCGGCGCCAGCCUCGAAGACGAUCCCAUGUGCAUCGUAUCGGAAAAUGGCGAGUACGGGGAUUUGAAUCAAUAUCUGCAGAGCCACAUCGCUGAAACGUCUACUGUGCACACUGCUAAGACCCUCAGUUUCGGCACGUUGGUUUACAUGGCCACGCAAAUAGCAUCCGGCAUGAAACACCUCGAGGAAAUGGACUUCGUGCAUCGGGAUCUCGCCACAAGAAAUUGUUUGGUGAGUCGUGGUUACACGGUGAAAGUCUCUGACCUAGGUUCCGGAAGAAACGCCUACGCAGCCGACUACUUCCGGGUCGAAGGGCGACCACCUCUACCGAUUCGAUGGAUGGCCUGGGAAUCUAUGCUAAUGGGAAGACAUACGUCGAAGAGCGACGUUUGGUCAUUCGCAGUGACACUUUGGGAAAUCUUAACCUUCGCGAGGGAACAACCGUUCGAGGAGCUGCCUGACCAUCGUAUCGUCGAGAAUGCAACUUAUUUUUACCAAGAGGACGAUAGAAGGAUUAUUCUACCAUUACCAAAGAAUUGUCCCAAGGACAUCUACGAGCUGAUGCGCGAGUGCUGGCAUAGGAACGACGUGGACAGACCGAGCUUCCGGGAAAUCCACAUGUUCCUCCAGCGGAAAAAUCUCGGUUACAAGCACGUCGACUCGAACGACACCUGAUACAGAGAACUAGAAGGCUGGAAUCUUAUCCGGCUUUCUAUGAUCGGCGAGCUGAACGGAAACUGGUGGAACUGUCCUUCGACGACCAAGAUACACCAAGUCAGACCAAGUUAGUACACCAAGGUCAAAAUCCAUCUAGUUCGAAACGGCGAAUCGUCAGGAACAAAGGUAAAUGUCUGAUCGUGAUCAUGUGAUUCGUGAUCAAUUCUUAAUUCUUUUUUUUUUUUAUUAAUUAUUCAAACGAAUUUAAAGACUGUACGAUUACACAUAGUGAAAGCUUGAUUCAUACUACUUGAUUACCUUUAAAAUAUCGAUUCGUUAUCAACAUGUUCCGUCGUUGAUAUUUACGGAAUGGUCUAACUUUUAUUAUAAGAAAAUCGUUAUAAUUUAAGAAAAAAUUUGUAUAUUUUUGUCAAUUUUAUUUGGUGAAGGAAUAUGAGACUAUAAUUAUGCAUAUAACUACGUAAAGCACAAUAAACGAAUAUACUCACCUGCGUGAAAUCAUCUGGAGGAUGGAUCUCCAGCCGCGACAUCCGAUACGAAAUGGAACGUUUCUAGCGCGGGCCAGUGGGCGGAAAGCACGUUCAAUAAAUCGCACACACGCCGUUCUGAAAUUGAUACUGUCAGCAAACAAGCUUAUGACACCCGCCGCAACGGCACUCAUGUCACGUUCAGAAUACACGUGGCUCGGACUUUGGAAAAUCGCGAAGAUACAACAAACGUUUCCACCAUGGCGAAUCAUUUCCGGAAACUCUUCCACGUGCCUCUUGCCCGUAUGUGUUUCUAUCUGGUCGAGAAACACGAUUUCUACCCUCUCGAACGCUCCCCGUAACCAUUUCGUGUCUAGAAGUUACAAAAAGGAAUAAAAGGGUCGCUCAAACUUCGAAACGUUGAACAGCGGGUCGUCGAUUUUGAUAAAUCAGCAAUAGCUUCUUACUGUCUUCGUUGUAACAAUUCUUAUCGUAUUAAAUAACCGAGGACACAAUAAUCGAACGAUAUUCUACCAUAUUGUGUAUCCUAUAACAUAAAUCGAAGACGAAUCCGAAUAAUAUAGACGACAUUAGAAAACCUGUUCCUAGUUCGUUAACCGUAUUUAAACACGAACCUGGUGGAAGCCAGGGUAAAAAUCGACAGAAGAAACAACACGGUUGAAUGUACACGCGAUCCUUCUUUCAUAAGAUUUCAUUUAAUGUCACCGACGAAAGAGGACCCGGGGAUUACGCGUGAAUUUUUCUAGAGAAUUUUUGUGGGCAGCUCCUGGCCUUGGCUAAGCAUAAAACUAUUGAUCGUGUUCGAUGACAGACGAUACUAAAUACACGCAGAGAUAAUCUAAGUACAUAUAUUAGUCCCUGGUUGGAUUCGUCUGAGAGGAGAGAGGCUGAACGAUGUAAAGAACGAGGUAAAAGGAAUUCCUUGAGCCGCUGGCUUACGUUUAAGUUCCCUGAAACUACUAAUAAGCUUAAGAUGCGCUUAGCCGAAGUGCAUAAAUGUUUGACAAUACCACUAGAGGUUGCAAGUAUAAAGAAACAAAAAAAAGUUCAUAUAUAUAUAUAUAAUAUAUAAAUGAAAAUAAAUAUAGCGUGUAAAGAGAUGUUAAAGGGUUUAAUCGAUAGCGUAAAAUUUAUUAGAGAGCGCCGUUUUCAAGCAGCUUGCAUUCCCCUCGGCGGUCGCGCGGCGUCGUUUCCCGCCAUCGUUCGACCUAUCGAUUCGCGACGCUUGUUCGAUGUCCCGAGGACCGAAACUAGCGAUACCGCGAGUCGAAUGUGUCGUCGUUCUACAGACCAGGGAACGUAUAUGGGGUGAAUAAGGGUGUGUAUGAGAGAGAGUGAGAGAGAGAGAGAGAGAGAAGCUCGCGUGACCUGAAGUUACGUUUAUAGGAAGGAAUAUACACGGUCCAUUUACCCGGUGGAUAUACUUUUGCUCGUCUUUUACAGCGAAUUUUUGCCCCGUGAUCGAGGGUACAAAAUAGUUCGUACGAAUAAUUGUUCACCGAUUUUGCGUUUCGUUGCCGAUCAUGUGACUUCUCGCUUCUUUUCUCUUCCAUCCUCUAUCGCGUGUUGAAUGCACGGUAUAUUCUGUUUCGUGCUUAAGAAAAUUAAUUUACGAAGGUCCUUGUAGUGUGUUAGAUCGACUUCUAUUGUUGCAGAUGUAGAUGCUUAAUUUAUCUUUAAUAGAAAUGGUACGAGUCAUUGAAAGAUACAAGGAAGGGAAAUUAUUGUUGUUAUGGCUUUUCUUUGUUUUGCUUUUUUUUUUAACAAGCAAAGAUUUUUACGAAGAAAGACGUAUUAUGAAAAUAUAGGUAUUUGUAACGAGCGAAUGUUUAUCGGGUAUAUGAAUCGUGUUCAAUGCGGAACAAUGAGAAAUUUAUAAUUGUUAGAACGAAUUCGUAGGACAGAAUACAUAGCAGACGGUAAUAAAGAGAGUAGGAUAAUAAUAAAGAAACGAGGAUGAAUGGUGGAGAAUGAUGGCGUACGAGGGACGCUAGAUCGCACGAUAAAUCGACGCGUUGUUCUGAAAAUUUAUAACGUUACUCAGCUAAAAACAGUCACUCUGGUGGUCUGUAAAAUAUAAAUCGCCGUAGGAAAUGUAAGUGAUAAAUGUGCACGCGACUGAAAGUGGUUCGAUAAAGAGACCGUCGAUCCAGCACUAUUAUUUGUUAUCUUUCCAUAUGCAAAAGGAGCGCGAUAUAUACGAAGAAUAAUACACAAUAAUUGUUAUAUUUUACGCUGCGCAGGUCCUUCAAACGUUUAUUCAAACAGAAAAGUUACGACAAAUAUCGAUAAAUGGUCUUUCUAUAGAGCUACACAACCGUCGCUGCCUGAAAUUAAGCGAGAGUGGUUUCAUUUUGAAUAUGAAAAAGUCUAUGAUAUUGUCUAUGACACGACGUUGGUACUUUAUAAUAUAAUCUAAAAUUAAGGUCGACGACACUAAGUAAAUACUGCCAUUGUAUUAGGGGAACCUGUAUGCGAAAUCUCGUACGAAUCCUUUCCCUUCGACACGACAAAAAACGAUCGAAAUUUGCGUUCAAUUCGUUGAAACGUCUGAUCGAGAAUAGCGUUACGAUCUGAAGGAAAAAAUAAUUGAGUAACAAUAAAGGGACGAAAAAGCGUGAAGAAAUGAAAAGAAGAAGGAAAUCGCGAUCGAUCGUACAGAACACGAGGGAGUCGCGUGGCUAAAUGGAAUCGAUGUACAUAUCCACUUUGAUGAGCUUAACGAAUUAUUAUCAGUGGGAAAUUUUAAUUCGACUUUGUGGAUCGUCUUCUGUGCGAUCGAACGAACGAUAUAGGCGACACGUGCGCACAGUGAAAACUUCCUACAAAUUGAAGGAGCAAAAAUUAUAAGAAUUUUUCGCCCGGUCGCACGUAUGUUUGGGAAAAAUAGAACGAAGAAAAAAAAGGGAUAAAAUUAGAGAUCGAGUGAAUUUCAGCAGUUUCUUCUCUUUUUUUCUUCAAUUACCAACGUGGUCAUUAUCUUCUUCAUUUCAGCCCGAUCUUCUUUCAUCGUUAAUUCCUCGUUUAUUCGAAUUUAUUUGAAUUUAUGACGCUUCCUAUUCGAUUUGCGUUCAAUCAAUAGAGCAAAGAAAAACCGGACUCCUUUCGCGCGAUUAAUUAUCAAAAUUGAAAUUAUCGAUUAUCCGAUAGAGUGAAUAUUAUUAAUUAAGGAUUGAAUAUCACGUAUCAUUGACAUAUCGUCCGUUCCGACGAGAUAACGUUUAUUCUGUCCGGGGAACAGGAAGAAAUGCAUAUCAGCUUGAAAAUGUUCGAAUUCUGAAUCGGACGGAAGUAACGUGACACGGUAACGAGAAGAAUUUUCAUUACUUUAUUAAUAUUUCGAAAUCCUACAUAUCUCUUUGUGAUACUAUUAGUUUAAUCGUUUCUGUUUGUAGGAAGAAUUUCUGUCGCAUGAAAAAAAAAGGCUGAAAGAGCGAAAGUGUGAGAGAAUGGUCGAGAGUAUAACACAGAGAGAGAUACACCUAUAAAUAAAUAUAAAUAUAAAUAUAUAUAUAUAUAUCGAAAAAAUCGUUGAAGAUUAAGCGACGAAGAGAAUUCAUUGAACUAAUCGUUUCCAUUGUAGCGAUAUGAUAUCGUACGACAUAGGAAGGAGAUACUUUGUACAGUUUGUAAUAACAAAAUCUCGGAUACGCAAAUAUGGCACGACCAGUAUUCCAUUGAUAAAAAGAAAAAAAAACGGAAGAAAAGGAGACACCGAAAUCGUUCCAUUAAUUGUUCUUGCGGUGCGUUCUUAUAUUUCAAAAGCGACGGGGCCGGGACCACGGGCCGGUUUUAACGUUUCAUCGUCGCUAUGUUCGACUCCUUCGAGCAUAAAAAGUGGGACUCGACCAUUCGCGUGCCAGCCUCGGCCAUAUAGUUUAUCGCCUCCGUUUUUAUUUCAACCGAGACAUAACGCGGCGCGCGGUAAAAAUUAUUAGUGCGCUCUAGGAGUGUACUAUUUUGCUGUACUACUUUAUUAUGAAGUUCAUUUCGUUUGCUACUGCGUCAUGGAAGAUCCACGAUUCAUUCGAACAUCCAUAACAAUAUCGCGAAAAAUUUAGAAUUUUCAUAGGCACUGAAAGAAAUAAACAAUGGGCCAAGAACUCGAAAUUAAUGUCUGUUCCAAAAAAUCCAGAAAAUUUAAAAUAUACAUACAAUUUAAUAUAAGUUAUAUUAAUAAACUCAUAAUUAUAUUUAUACUUUAGAGAGCCCUGUCCUCAUGAAAUCUAUGGAGAUAAAGAAAAUAAUCAUUUGAAUUAAAAAUUUACAUUAUAAAUUCAGCAAAAUAUUUUGUGUUGAAUAUAGUUGAAAAAAUGGGAAAUGAAUUUUCAUCUAGCUUUUUGUUUUACGGCGAAAGUUCAUUCAUCUAAACGGUUCGUAUAAUGAAAAUUCGAUGUCUCGUUUAGAUAAUAAAACUUGCUGAGCAGGAGUUCAAUUAAUUAGACGCUACCUGAAAUUCCCGAGAAAUGGAAUUUACACAAGUAGAGUGCAAUUUUAUGAUGAAAAACAAAUGGAAAAUUUUUAUUUUUCGUGGAAGAUCCUCGUACGUUUCCCAAUAGAAACGGUUACUCUCACUGUUCGAAAUCAGGCCCCUUCUCUCCUUUGCAAACGAGCUUUGUUUUUCGCGCGUAUUUACGCAAUAGAAGCACUCGGUUUUCGUUGUUGGUCCGCGAGUCGCAAACAAAAGUCGGAACACGGAAGUGCCGCGUACACGGGAAUUCCACGUUUGCCGAUAGAAUUUAAUAUCCGCUACCUUCGUUAUGAAACACGAUCGCGCUUUUUCUCCUUUUCUAUCGGCCGCGCGUGAAUUUUCGUUUUUCCAAUUCUGAUAGAGACGCAACAUCGAAUCGAUAUCUCCUCAACGUGUCUCAUAACGAAUUUUGAUAAAUAGCGAGAAACCUUAUAUAAAGAUAUUUUUGCUCUUUUCCUUCUCUGUUCCUUCAAGAUUCAGAGAGGUGGAUUUUGUUUGUGAAACAGUUUGGUGAGUUUUAUCUUCUUAACACGACAUGUGUGUUGGCGAAAUACAUAUAUUUUGUUUUAUGUAUUAGGUUGUUUGGAAAGUUCUGCAGCCAGAUUUUACUACUGCAUUUGAAGACCUUGUUUAUGGUUUUUCACGAAUGUAUCGUGGCUACAAAAAAUAUUUGCGCCAUUAUAUUUAUUGAAUCAUUUACCUAGUGUUUAAUUGGGUUUAAGUAUAUCAAAUUUUGCAUCAUAUAGUAGUACCUUUAUAUGAUUACAACAAUUUGGUACAAUGAAAAUGAAACGUAAAAACCUGAUUAAAAAACGCUCAAUGCGGGAAAAUAAUAUAUUUAUUUAUUUUUUAAAAUACGUAUUAAAUACUACUGGAGAAAUUAGUUGCAAUUGGAAAUUUGAUGUAUAAGUUAUUUUAUAACAAAGUGUAUCUCAGUCGAUGUGUUUCGUAUGAGUGUCAGAUACGAAAAUUCGUAGUGAAGGAUUCACAAGGUUUUUUGGAUCUAUUGAUCGAUCUUCGUAAAACUUUGUGAUGGAAAAGAUGUCGAAUAUUCAGAAUCAGCCUAUAGAAACACUGAAAGAAUAUUUUAAUAAUGACAAUGAAAUAUUCAACAGCGACGGAUAAAUUGCCAAACAUUUAGAUGACUAUCGUAAAUAAUAAUGAAUAUUACUAAUAUCCAAGAAUAAUUAAUAGAAAUUUUAAUUAGAACAAUCGACUUCUAUCCUGUCAAAAUAAUAAUCAUGAUAAUAAUUAAACAUAGUAGAACUUUCCGACCAACUUAAUAUAUACAAAUCAAAAGCAAUUAUAGCUGACUGACAGAUAGCAACAAUUGGAACUAAUUGAAAUAUAUUUACCGCAACAGAAUAGUUAGCUAUCAGACAAACAAAAUGGCACGUAAUAAAAUGUCUGUAUGACAAUAUAGUUAAUCGUAAACUUUUCCAUUUGGAAAUGUUGGUUAAAAAUUUCAGGAAAAAAACGGUGCAAUUUCUCUGGUUUACCGCUAUCGAUCGAAAUUCAGCGACGAAGGCGGAGAAAUGGUAGCGCGUCUCGUUUAGACAAAUAAACGUCGCGAAAUUCGUGGAUUCGCGGAACACGAGCACGUCUACCAAUCUCCACGUGCAAAUAUAAACGGGUGAAUGGGUUGCAAAUAAGCGUUGGCUGCUCACGGUCGUACGUUGUAGGGCCAGUUAUCUAUCGUUUAUCAGUGGGCGUAUUGACUAUUGUGCGUGGUUUAACACUCGAAAUCCCUUCCACUUUUCCCUGUAUAAAUGUCACACACGUGUAUUUAAUACGUUUGUACAUAGCGAUUCGUUUUCAAUAAAUACUCAGCGCUUUGACUUUUA